AUGCCCCACACAGGCUGUGGCAACAGCGCCCUGAGCCACGACCUGCACGAGCUGGGCUACACCGACGUCACCAGCAUUGACUUCUCCCCCGCCUGCAUCGCCGCCAUGCGCGCCCGCUGUGCCCGCUGCUGCCCCGGCCUGCGCUGGGCCGUCAUGGACAUCCGCGCCCUCGCCUUCCCAGAUGCCUCCUUCGACGUGGUGCUGGAGAAGGGCACUCUCGACGUGCUCAUGGUGGAGGAAACCGACCCCUGGAAUGUCUCGCCCCAGGCAGCUGCCUCGAUGCGCCGGGUGCUGGCGGAGGUGAGCCGGGUGCUGCGCCCAGGGGGCUGUUUCCUCUCCAUCACCUUCGCCCAGCCCCACUUCCGCAAGCCCCACUAUGCCCAGGAGGCCUUUGGCUGGUCCCUGCGGCACACUGCCUGCGGGGACGGGGACGCCGGCGCCUUCCACUACUUCCUCUACAUCAUGCGCAAGGGGCAGCCUCUGGACCCCCGUGACGUGGCCUUGGGGCGCCGGCUGCACCAGCCCCUCCCGCCCCCUGUCCCGCCGCUGCCCCCCGCCCCCCCGGACGACGACGAGGACUACCUCCUUGCCAUCCAGCUGUGACCCAGGGGGGCUUCUCUGACCUCUCCCCACCCAACAAAGCCUUAAGCUGCUCCAUCUUCACAGGCAGGGGAUGGGGAAGCAGUGUAUCACCCCCCAAAAGCUGCCCAGUGAGUGAGUAAUGGGGGGAUACUUGGCCUCCUCCCGAGGGGCAACGGGAUGCUCUGGUGAUGCUGUACUCCCUCCCUGGCCUUUCCUUGCCUGGCUGGAGAGCAGCCAGGACUCCGGGCUUUGCGGCCGGUAAUGAAACCAAAUCGGGUUUAAUUCCACCCAUCCAUCUUGUGGGGAGUGGCUCCCUGCCCCCCCGUCUCUUCCCCUUGGCACAGGCAGCUGGGCUAAGGGCAGAAUGAGGAUGCUGGCACUGGGUGCAGGGGACAGGAUGGGGGGUGCCCACUGAUCCACCCCCCCACCCCAUCGUGCACCAGGACCCCUGCCCCAGCCUCCUCGGCUAUGGGGGGAUGCAAGGACACCGUGUCCUUGUCACCCCCAGCCAGGUGGUGGGGGGUCCAGGCUGGGAUGUGCCAGCAUGGGGCAGGGAGCACCACGGGGCAGGCAGGGUGGCACAUCUGCCCCUGUACCCCUCCAUCCCCACUCUUUGGCUAUGGUGACAACCCCGGUGUGCUGCACACGCCUGGCCCACAUCUGCCAGUGC
This is a messenger RNA of Manacus vitellinus (golden-collared manakin), 1252 nucleotides long. It is a transcript of the gene EEF1AKMT4, whose product is annotated as EEF1A lysine methyltransferase 4. The record is from RefSeq and is a predicted model, not a curated record. NCBI's taxonomy places the organism in Eukaryota, Metazoa, Chordata, Aves, Passeriformes, Pipridae. The transcript has 2 exons. Gene Ontology annotation, molecular function: S-adenosylmethionine-dependent methyltransferase activity. The coding region runs from base 1 to 603 and encodes 200 amino acids.